Messenger RNA from Halichondria panicea, 910 nucleotides. RefSeq lists its product as uncharacterized. Bases 57 to 764 code for a protein of 235 amino acids. Lineage: Eukaryota; Metazoa; Porifera; Demospongiae; Suberitida; Halichondriidae. The record is from RefSeq and is a predicted model, not a curated record. The transcript has a single exon.
UAAGGGUCACUGCACUGCUAGUGCUAAGGUCAUAUACUCAAGCACAGAUAAACACCAUGGAAGGAUCUAAAGUUGCAAAGCGACCUCAGAACAAGCUACUGAAGCGACUAUUAGCUCAGCCUAAGCUACCAACAGCCAAAAAACCACCUCGGAAGCCAAUUGAAGAUCCAGCCAUCACAGAAAGGAGAAAACGUGAGACAGAGUUCAUCAACCUUCACAGCAAAGUGGUCCAUGAUGACGAAUAUCUGGCUAGUAACCUCAACCUAACAGAGUGCAAGACUGAGGAGCCUGAGAGAUGCUUACUGGUCAUCACUAACAAAACACUAUGCUCCAGUGGAAAGUUUCAUCUAGUGUCAAGAUACAGGCUGGUUCUCUCUGGUGAUGGCAGCUACUUCAUUCAAGCUUUCCAUCGAACUAUUGAAGAGGGGACAGUUGCAACACCUUCAUCAUUUCAGCAACUCUGUGAGAAAAUUGCCGACCAAGAAAACUAUAAAAUGUGUCCAGGACUACCAAUGGAAGAGUACAAUGAAUACUCUAAAGUGAUCAAUCACGAUGAGACGAGAGUGCUGAGUGUGGAUGCACCAGUCCCACACGUUGAGUCCCCCAAAUGUCAUCACCUCCACAUAGGCACACGCCACAUGGCCAAGGCAGUGAGGAAAGAUCCUGAAAUGAUUUGUCAGGAGUGUAUUAAACUACGAGGCAGUUUACAGAGAAGUGUUAAGAGGUUUUCUACAACUGGCUCUGCAACAGGGAAAGAGUUAUGACCACAAACAAAUAGAGAGCUACAGAAAAGACUGACUGAGUAACCAUCAUGCAUCAUGUGAACUAUUUAUAAUUAUACGCUUUGUUUUGUGUUUACCAUACCCAAACUGCAAAAUUGCUUUAAAAAAAAGUUCCAUUCCAAUUCGAA